UCAAUCGAUCAGAGAGCGGAAGAUGGCGGAGCGGGGAGUCCGCGCACCGAGACCGAUCACCGAAUAGCUCGAUCGCUGGGAGCCGCGGAGAGUCAGAAACUGCGAGAGACACGGUCAUCCAGAGCAAAGCCAGCAGUCAGUCCGCUGCGCCAGCGAUGGACUUCCCAUGGCACAGUGGAAAAGUGUUAGAGCAGCUUAACCAUCAGCGGCAGCAGGGGCUGCUGUGUGACUGCACGUUUGUGGUUGACGGUGUGGACUUCAAGGCGCACAAGGCUGUGCUGGCAGCAUGCAGUGCUUACUUCCAUACACUAUUUCUGGAUCAGAAGGAUGUUGUGCAUUUGGAUAUCAGCAAUGCUGCAGGUCUUGGGCAGGUCCUCGAAUUUAUGUACACGGCCAAGCUGACGCUGAACCCUCAGAAUUUAGAAGAUGUGUUGGCUGUUGCCACUUUCCUUCAAAUGCAAGAAAUUGUCAAUGCUUGUUCUGCCUACAAGUCCCUUGCUUGCCCCUCAGCACCUAGCACUGCAGAACCAGUAGAAGAACAUCAAAGACUGGUCAAGAAAAAUGAUGAAGUUUUGCUGGAGGGACAGGCCAGUGAUGCCGCGGCACAGAAUGAAGUUUCUGAGGCUCAUGAAGCUCCCCUGUCAUCAGAAACGGCAGACGAUCAGCAAGCUACAUGUAGCACAACUGAGAGCCAAAGCACAGGUGUUCAGCCAUCAGGGGACAGAGGUGAAAAACCACCCAGACCUGGCCAGUCUGCCAAGCAGAAGACAGCUGAAUUGUCUGAUGGCAAACCAGAUGUGGAGGAGGAGAGCGCAACGAAAGAAGUGAUGGAGUAUCAAGAUGAUCCCUCUGAUGCAGAUUACGCACCCAAAGUCUCACAGAGGGCUGCAGCUAGAAGAUCUUACGUAAGCACACGGAGGAGCAAAUCAAAAUAUGCUGCUAAGCGCCAGUCCACACAAGAGUUUCCUGUAGAGGAGGAUUCUGGUGAGGCAGCUGUGUCAAAACCUUCCACUGACGAGAAUAUGACGGAGGAGGAGGAAGAAGACACUGCUGAAGAGGAGCAGCACCUAGAGGAGGAUGAGCAGAUGGAAGCAGAGGAUGAGGAAGAAGAUUCAGCAGAUGGAGGAGAGGAUAAGGCUAUGAGGGCUGGCUCCAUGGCUGAACGCAGUGAGUCCAGAGCAUACGGCUCUGUCACACACAAGUGUGAGGACUGUGGGAAGAAGUUUACACACACAGGAAACUUUAAACGGCACAUGCGCAUUCACACAGGGGAGAAGCCCUUCACCUGCAGAGACUGCAAUAAAGCGUUCUCCGACCCGGCCGCCUGCAAAGCACACGAAAAGACCCACAGUCCACUAAAGCCCUACUGCUGUUCUACAUGUGGGAAGAGCUACCGGCAGAUCAGCCUGCUGAACCUCCACAGAAAGCGUCACACAGGUGAAGCUCGAUACAGCUGUGAGGACUGCGGUAAGCUCUUUACAACAUCGGGCAACCUGAAGAGGCACCAGUUGGUGCACACUGGCGAGAAGCCGUACCACUGCGACUACUGCGAUCGGGCCUUCUCCGACCCCACGGCCAAGAUGCGCCACCUGGAGACACACGACACGGACAAGGGUCACAAAUGCCCACACUGUGACAAGAAAUUCAAUCAGAUUGGAAACUUAAAAGCUCAUUUGAAGAUUCAUAUCACAGAUGGGCCUCUCAAGUGUAAAGAGUGUGGAAAGCAGUUCACCACUUCAGGAAACCUGAAGAGGCACCUGCGAGUUCACAGUGGAGAGAAGCCCUUUGUCUGUAUGCACUGUCAGAGAGCCUUCGCUGACCCUGGGGCACUGCAGAGACAUGUGCGCAUUCACACAGGAGAGAAGCCCUGUCUGUGUCUGAUCUGUGGGAAAGGCUUCACACAGGCCAGUUCACUCAUCGCUCAUGUUCGUCAGCACACUGGAGAAAAGCCAUACGUAUGUGACCGCUGUGGAAAAAGGUUUGUGCAGUCCAGCCAGCUGGCCAAUCAUAUCCGUCAUCACGACAAUAUACGACCGCACAAAUGCCACACCUGCAACAAAGCAUUUGUGAAUGUUGGCGACCUUUCUAAACACAUCAUCAUACACACAGGAGAGAAACCGUAUCUUUGUGACAAGUGUGGCCGUGGAUUUAACCGUGUAGACAACCUCCGCUCCCAUGUUAAAACUGUUCACCAGGGUAAAGCAGGCAUUAAGAGGCUGAUAGUGACUGAUGAUGAUGAUGAUGAUGGAGAAGAGAAGCUGCUGCCUGCCUCUGCGUCAGCCUCCGAACUGGAAGACAAUGAGGUCAACAUCGUUACGGUCACCACAGACGACAUUGUGACUUUAGCUACAGAAGCUUUGGCUGCCAGUGCAGUGGCACAGCUGACUGUGGUACCUGUAGCAACAUCAGUGUCUGCGGAUGAAACUGAGGCUCUGAAAGCAGAAAUUACAAAGGCAGUGGAGAAAGUGCAGGAGGCUGAUCCCAACACUCAGAUCCUGUAUGCAUGUGACUCCUGUGGUGAGAAGUUCCUGGAUGCCAGCUCUCUUGCCCAGCACGUGCGAAUCCACACAGCCCAGGCCUUGGUCAUGUUCCAGGCAGACUCUGACUUCUACCAGCAGUACACUGCAGACGGCACCUGGCAGACCACGGAGCAGGUCAUCCAGGGAGGAGAGCUCCUGUUCCGCACGCGGGAGGGAGAGGAGGAGACUGAGGAUGGGCAGGACGAGGUGGUCCAGUCUGAAGCUCAGACUGAAGAAAGGGUCGAGGAGACUGAGGCUCAGACAGAAGCCGCAACAGAGACUAUACAGAUCUGUGACAGUCAGACUCAGUGAAGUUCCUGCGAGAUAUAAGAUGUUUAUAUGAUCUUUAGAACUCUAGUUUUGAAAGAAAGAGAAAUUAGAGUAGUUGAGGCACAAGGCAAAUGUUUGUGCGUUUGUCCAGCCAGUAUAGAUUAGGAUAAAUUUUACCUUGUCAGGGGGUAUUUUUUCCAAAUCAAAUGCUAUCUCUUUUUUAUUCAGGCUUGCGUUGUGGGCUUGCUUUUAUAAAGUGGUUUGGAUCAUUUCAAAAAACUCUCUCAAACCAUAGCACAAGUGCAUGGUAGGAAGUGUGCAGCAAAUCAUGCAUAGACUGUAAAAUAUAUUUAUGAACAUAUUUGUUUUCAGAUAUGAAUGCUAAUUCUUAAAAAUUGCAUAUUGCUUUGAUAUGCCAUUCUUGUCAGACACUGAUAUAAAACAAAAGACUAUUGAUUACACUCCUCACAUUUUUGACAUUGUGUAAAAUGUAUCAAGAUUUGUAAUGUUACUGUAAAAUAGCUUAUACUUUUCAUAAAAGGACAUAUAAAACAGGAACAAGGUAGUGUACUUUAAAAAAAUUGCACCAGUAUCCAUCCUUGGAACCUGUUUCCAUUAUAAAUAUAUUUUGUGGGCAACUGUAUAUUAAAUUGACAAUGUCCUUCA
Messenger RNA from Astyanax mexicanus (Mexican tetra), 3455 nucleotides. RefSeq names its product zinc finger and BTB domain containing 17 (gene zbtb17). The coding region runs from base 156 to 2831 and encodes 891 amino acids. The record is from RefSeq and is a predicted model, not a curated record. Gene Ontology annotation, molecular function: RNA polymerase II cis-regulatory region sequence-specific DNA binding; DNA-binding transcription factor activity, RNA polymerase II-specific; protein binding. Gene Ontology annotation, biological process: negative regulation of transcription by RNA polymerase II; regulation of immune system process; regulation of cytokine production. Gene Ontology annotation, cellular component: nucleus. The transcript is spliced from 15 exons. NCBI's taxonomy places the organism in Eukaryota, Metazoa, Chordata, Actinopteri, Characiformes, Acestrorhamphidae.